This is a messenger RNA of Solea senegalensis (Senegalese sole), 7988 nucleotides long. RefSeq names its product intersectin 2b (gene itsn2b). The record is from RefSeq and is a predicted model, not a curated record. The coding region runs from base 108 to 5732 and encodes 1874 amino acids. Gene Ontology annotation, biological process: positive regulation of Rho protein signal transduction; intracellular signal transduction. Lineage: Eukaryota; Metazoa; Chordata; Actinopteri; Pleuronectiformes; Soleidae. Gene Ontology annotation, molecular function: calcium ion binding; guanyl-nucleotide exchange factor activity; protein binding. The transcript has 41 exons.
AGUACUGACUGACUGGCCUGUGACUGUGUGUUUUGCAGAUGGCUGCGAGCAGUAGCUGAGAUCGCCACCAGGAGUUUCCCCUCUGUCUUUCUCUACCACCUGCAAAUAUGAAUGGUGGUCAGAGUAUUUGGGCAGUCACUCCAGAGGAGAGGAACAAACAUGAUCAGAAGUUUGACACCCUUUCCCCAUUAAUGGGCUAUGUCUCAGGGGAACAGGCAAAGAAGUUUUUCCUCCAGUCAGGGCUGCCUCCCUCAGUUUUGGCUGAGAUAUGGACAUUGGCUGACAUGAAUAAAGAUGGGAAGAUGGACAGACUGGAGUUUUCCAUAGCUAUGAAGCUCAUUAAGCUAAAACUCCAGGGAACACCACUCCCCUCAGCUCUGCCAAUCAUCUUGAAACAGCCACCUGUGCCUGUUCCCAGCCUCAUUAACCCAACCUCAACCAUGACCAGCUCACCCUAUGGUAUUGGUUCUGUGCCUAGCAUGUCUAUGAUGUCUGGAACAAACUUCUCCAUGUUGACCCCUAUCUCCAUGGCAACCCCUGGACUCUCACCAAUGACGGGUCCCACCCCUCUGGUUCCUGUAGCCUCAGGUCUGAGCCCUCUACUAGUCCCCACCACCAGGCCCCUGAUGCCCACUAUGGGAAACCCUUCACUGCCAAACGGCACCAUAGGAUUUCUGCAACCCAUCCCAGCUGGAAUGUCCUUAUCUCCGGCUUCAUCAUUGCUGGACCUGGGUUCUAGCAGCUCUGCCUCCUCAUCCCCCUCUAUGAUGUCACCCAUGGUUGGUGUUCCCAGCGACUGGGCUGUGCCACAUGCCUCCAGACUGAAAUACAGACAGCUGUUCAAUGGCCUGGAUAAACAGAUGACUGGAUACCUAACUGGCCAGCAGGUGAGAGGUGCUAUGGCCGCUACAAUGCUGACUCAGACACAGCUGGCCUCAAUCUGGACUUUAGCAGAUGUGGAUAAGGAUGGUAAGCUGAAAGCUGAGGAGUUCAUUCUGGCAAUGCAUUUGGUUGACUUAGCGAAGAGUGGGCUGCCACUGCCACUAACACUGCCAAGUGAGCUGGUACCACCCUCACUAAGGGGUGCCGUCAAUGGAUCCAGCUCUUCUCUCUAUGCAUCUCUGACUGAUGACUUUGACGUUGAACCUCCACAGAAAACCAGGACUAACCUGUCAUUUGAGGACAAAUUCAAAGCCAAUCUGGAGCGAGGUAACGCAGAACUGGAGAAAAGACGACUGGCGUUGAAGGAGGCGGAGAAGAGGGAGCUGGAGCGGCGUGCACAAAAGGAGAGAGAGGAGCGAGAACAGAGAGAGAGGGAGGCCCGAGAGGUAGAGGAGAGGAGGAGGAAAGAAGAGGAGAGGAGGCUAGAGCGACAGCGGGAGCUCGAGAGGCAGAAGGAAGAAGAGCGACAGAGAGAGAUAGAGAGAAAAGAGGCUGCACAGCGGGAGCUUGAGCGCCAGAGGAAGGAGGAGUGGGAGAGGAGGAGACGAGGAGAGCUUCAGAUAAAGAAGGAGCAGGAGCGGGAUGAUAUCGUCCAACUGAAAGCUAAGAAGAGGAGUCUGGAGAUGGAACUGGAGGCCGUGGGUAACAAGCAUCGUCAGAUUUCCGACCGGCUGCGUGAUAUUCAUAAUAAGAAGAAGCAUCAGAAGACGGAGCUGGAUCUGGUCAAUCAAAGGAAAGAGACUCGUCAACAAGAUAUUAACAACUUGCACAAACAAUAUGAGGAGUCCCAGAGGAAGUUCUCUCAGCUGACUCCAGAGAAGAACAGACUCUCGGAGAAACUCAAAAACAUGUCACUGAAUAACUUACCUGUGUCCACCAUGUCCACGCUGACGAUGACACUUUCAGAGAAAAGAGGGACGUGUAUGAAACUGCAGGAGAAGCUGGGAGCUCUGGAGAAAGAGACUGCUGCCAAACUGGCUGAGAUGGACCAGUAUAACAAAAACAUGCAGUAUGUGGGAACUGAGGACUCAAUGCUUCAGGCUGUCUUCUGUCUGCUGGCGUGCCUCCGUAACCUCUUCUACCUACUGAAGGAUCUAAGAGAGGGCCACACAAAGCAGCUGGCAGCAUUAGAAAAACUUCGAAGCAUCAAAGAGGAAAAACGGCGUGAAUUGAUUCGAAGAAAGGAGCAAGAAGAGGAGAAGAAGCAACAGGAGGAAAUGAGACGGAAGGAGGAGGAGGAAGCUCAAAGACGUAUCAUGAUGGAAAAGGAGCGUCAGUGGCAGGAGAAGCUGAGGAGGGAUGAGGAGGAGCAUCAGAGGAGGCUCCAGGAGGAGAGAGAAGCCAAAAAGAGGGAGGAAGAGGAGAAAGAGAGGCAAGCUCUUAUCCAGGCUGCAAAGGAGCAGGCCGAACGAGAGCUCAGAGCAAAAGAGGAGGCAGAGAGGAAGAAAAGAGAGGAAGAGGAGCGUCUGAGGCUUGUGGAGAAACGGAGGCAGGAGGAUGAGAGGAGAAGGCUGGAGGAGGAAAGAAGACAAGAAGAUGAGCGGAGGAGGUUAGAGGAGGAGAGGAGACAGCUGGAGGAAGAGAGGAGGAAACUGGAGGAGGAGCGCAGGAAAGAGGAGAAAAGGAAGAAAGAACAAGAGGAGCACUGCAUGAGAGAGGAAGAGAGGAAGAGGUUAGAGGAGGGGAGGAGAGAGGAGCAGCGCAUGAGGGAGAAGGAGGAGGAAGAGAGGAGGAGACAGAGGGCGGCUGAGGCCGCCAUCCGAGAUACAGAGGAGAGAAGAAAGCAAGAGGAGGACGAAAGGAGGAAGAGGGACCAGGAGAGGAGGAAGCAUGAGGAGGAAAGGAUGGAGGAAGAGAGGAAGAAGAAGAAGGAGGAAGAGGAUAGGAGGAAAGCUGAGGAGGAGAGAAAGAGGAAAGAGGAAGCAUCUCGUCAGCAGCAGCAGCCGAGUGGAGGAGGGAAGGUGGAUAUUCAGGAAAAACUGACGGCUCUGCUAAGAGGGCUGGAGGAGAGGAAAGGUGGUCAACCUAGAGUCAAACACCACAGGAAGUCGGCUGCUCUCACUUCCUUCAAAGCACUCUACCCCUUCACUGCACGCAACAAUGAGGAGCUCACUUUCAAUGCAGAUGAUAUGAUUGAGGUUGAUGAGACGGCAGAGCGGGAGGAAGGCUGGUUGUAUGGCAGCAAACAAGGGAAGAUGGGUUGGUUUCCAGAGAGCUAUGUCGAGAAAGUGGCCCCGUCUUCUAAUAAUGCUCCUGCUCCUGUUCCUGCUGCUACUGCUGCUGCUGCUCCUCCUCCGACUCCAGCUAAAGUGCCACUCCAGUCACAGCUUUCCAAUGCUCUUGAGGCUGCAAAGGUUGCAGGCACCAAGUCUGCUUUCACACCAACACACUCUCCAAAUCUUGCACCCUUAGAGACGCACGGACAGCAGGUGGUGGGGAACCUGCUCGCUCAGGCCCUGUGUUCGUGGACGGCAAAGACGGACAACCAUCUGAACUUCAACAAGGAUGAUGUGAUUCAGGUGCUGGAGCAGCAGGAGAACUGGUGGCUGGGAGAACUGAACGGUGAAAGGGGCUGGUUCCCCAAGACAUAUGUUACACUGUUGGGAGACGAAGAGAGUUCUGACAUGAAGAGCUCCCCUCCUAAUGCAGAGUCAAGUGACAGCCAGCAGAUUGAAGAAUUUGUGGCACUGUAUACCUAUGAGUCGCCAGAACCCGGUGAUUUGACGUUCGGAGAAGGAGAUGUGAUCUUGGUGAGCAAGAGAGAUGGAGAGUGGUGGAGUGGCUCUAUCGGUGACCGGACUGGCCUGUUCCCCAAUAACUAUGUCAAACCUAAAGAGGCAGAUACGGCGAGCAUGUCAGGAAAGAAGAAGCAAGAAGUCUGCCAGGUCGUUAGAGCCUACUCGUCUACUGGCAACGAGCAGCUUAAUCUGGAAAAUGGUCAACUCAUCCUCAUCCUUGGCAAGAACGCCUCUGGGUGGUGGCUCGGAGAACUGCAGGCCAGAGGUAAAAAGCGACAGAAAGGCUGGUUCCCUGCUGCUCAUGUCAAAAUGUUGGGACCCAACAGUGGCAAGUCCACGCCAGCACCUCAGCCAGUCUGUCAGGUGAUCGCCAUAUAUGACUACGCCGCUGCCAAUGAGGAUGAAAUGAGCUUCUCCAAAGGUCAGCUGAUCAAUGUUUUUGACAAGAAUGACCCUGACUGGUGGAAAGGAGAGAUCAAUGGGGUUACUGGCCUGUUCCCCACCAACUAUAUUAAGAUGACCACGGCGGACUGUGACCCCAGCCAGCAAUGGUGUGCAGACCUGAACAGCCUGGACUCCAUGAGCCCGCUGGAGAAGAAGCGACAGGGUUACAUCCAUGAGCUGAUAGAGACUGAGGAGAGAUACGUGGAAGAUUUGAGCGUCGUGCUGGAGGUUUUCUACAGGCCCAUGUCGGAGUCGGGUCGACUGAGCAAUGCAGAGAUGGUCAUGAUCUUUGUCAACUGGAAAGAACUGCUGGCCUGCAACACCAAAUUUCUCAAGGCACUGCGUGAUCGUAAGAAGAUGGGUGGCGAGAAAAUGCCAGUGCAGAAAAUUGGUGACAUCCUGGCUGCGGAGCUGUCUCACAUGCAGCCUUACAUUCGAUUCUGCUCCUGCCAGAUCAACGGCGCCGCGCUGCUCCAGAGCCGCACCGACAAUGAGCCGGACUUCAAGACCUUCCUCAAGAAAAUCGCCACAGACUACAGGUGUAAGGGAAUGCCACUGUCCAGCUUCCUGCUGAAACCCAUGCAGAGGAUCACACGAUACCCAUUGCACAUCAAAAACAUCCUGGAGUGCACUGCAGAGGGCCAUGCUGACCGGGAUCCUCUGAGAGAAGCUCUGGAGAGGGCAGAGGAACUCUGCCAACAGGUGAACGAGGGUGUAAGGGAGAAAGAGAACUCAGACAGACUGGAGUGGAUUCAGAGUCACGUGCAGAGUGAUGGUACCACUGAGCACCUGGUCUUUAACUCUCUAACCAACUGCUUAGGCCCCAGGAAACUGCUCCACAGUGGGAAGAUGUACAAGGCAAAGAGUAACAAGGAAUUGUGGGCUUUCCUCUUCAAUGACUUCCUGCUCCUGACUUAUGCAGCAAAACAGUUCACCUCUUCUGGGCCCGAUAAACUGUUCAGCAAAAAGAACAACGUCCAACUCAAGAUAUACAAACCACCUGUGCUGUUGAAUGAAGUCCUGGUGAAGCUGCCAGAUCCUUCCAGUGACGAGCCCACUUUCCAUAUCUCGCACAUCGACAGAGUCUACAUACUCAGGACUGAAAACAUCAAUGAACGGACGUCGUGGGUCCAGAAGAUCAAGGUUGCAUCAGAGGAAUUUCUUGAGACUGAGAAGAAAAAAAGGGAAAGGGUUUAUCAGGGUCGAUCAAUUAAGUCCAGUGGAAUUGGGAGGCUCCUUGUCACCAUCUUAGAAGCCACUGAGCUCAAGGCAGGAAAACCCAACGGUAAAAGUAACCCUUACUGUGAAGUGACCAUGGGAGCUCAGAUCUUCACAUCCAGGACACUCAACGACACGCUGAACCCUAAGUGGAACUUCAACUGCCAGUUUCACAUCAAAGACAUCUACCAGGACGUUCUCUCUAUCGCCAUCUUUGAAAGAGACCAGUUUUCGCCCGACGUCUUCCUUGGUCGGACAGAGGUUCCCGUGGCGACGAUAAAAAAAGAGUUGGAGAACAAGGGGCCAGUGACUCGGCGUCUUCUGCUGCACGAGGUUCCCACAGGGGAAGUGUGGGUCCGUCUCGACCUACAGCACUUUGCCAGCAAAUAGUCAACGACGUCCAUCCAUCGUGUUUAUACAAAUGAGGCGAAUCAACCAAAUAAGAGAAGCUGCUUCUUUUUUUUUUCCACAGACACAAACUCGAACGAGACACACUGGAGUCGUGUUUCACACAGAGGCCUUAGUACUUUAAUAUUAACCAGCACUAAUAAUGAUACCUCUUCUUAUCCCACCUGUGUUUUUUCAUCCCAAUUAUGGCGUCAGACAGAAAGGGAAGCUCAGUCAGUUUGCACCUUUUACAGUAAUUAGAGCCACUAAAGUCUGUGUCUGUCAUACUUAAUGUCCUUCAGAGGAAGAUAAGAAUAUUAACUAAGCAAUAAAACUGUAAAUAUGAAGCGCCCUCUUCUUACGGACUCACUGACACAGGUCGCUCUGUGAAGCUUAGAGCAACUAGUGUUCUUCAUGAUGUGUAAAUGUUGAAGAUACAUAUAUUUUUUAAUGAGAAUGUCGUGACCUAGUUGGUUUCUGUGACGCGCCGGUCAUAGGCUGUCUGGUCUCGGUAACAUUAGGGGGCGUCGGUAACAGUAGAUGAAGAUGCAGCAGCAAAUGCGUUGGGCAUUGAGUAACACUGGUCUGGAUUCAGUUGACUACUGUUAGCUGUUAGAUCUCAGGAUGUUUUGCUCUGGGUUGAGUCACUGUAACGAUACUUAUUUUUGUAUGCUGUGCGCGUGCGUGCGUGUGUGUGUGUGUGUGUUUAUUUAAUGUUAAUUCAGACUUGUAAACAUGCUUAACAAACGUCCGAGAUAAGAAAACAUACAAAUAUUAAGAUGCUGCAGACAGUUUGGGUUUUAUUAGAGUGAGAGUGUAUGAGGUGCAGCGUCGGCGUGUCAGAAAACUGGUACGUGAUUCACACAGUGGUUUAGUGUGAAUGGAGACGGCAGAAAAACUGAACUCUAUACUUUAGUUUUGAAUCAUUUCCGUUGUUAUUAAUAUCAUCAGCUAUUUUCUUUCUCAAUUGUCCUUUUUGUCAGAUGUCGGAAAGUUAUGACGUCCUCAAAUCUGUUUGUCCACAAACUAUAUUAUCGAAACAGUUGGCGUUUUACUUUUAUUGUCGCUAAAUUAAAUGCUGCAUUUUUCAUAUUCCAGCUCGUAAAAGAAGAAAAGAGUCAGUAAAGUGGUGUUACGCUGACUCCGUAUGAGUACCUCAUACACCCCCACUUCACUAAAACCUGAACUAUCCCGUCAAUGCAAAGUCAUCUUAAAACUAAAAUCGUAUGUUUUCACUGGGAUGAUGAUCACAAUCGCCUGCUUGUGAUGUGUGUCCUUGUUUUUUUUUUUUAUUGGUUUUUCUUCAGCAAAAGCCAAAUAAUUUCUCUUCAGUGUGUGUGUGUGUGUGUGUGUGUGAGAGGUGAACAAAUGACGGUGUGACAGCGUUGAUGCUCCUCCAGACUCAUCUGUAUUUUUUUUGAGGAUGUCAGUAUUUUGAGGCGGCGUCGAUCAGCCAGUUUGUAAGCAAUAAUCAACAGUGUUUCCUCUCAUAUGUUUUUUACCAAGCUUGUUUUGAUGUGUCAUUCUCCUGCCAUCGCCUCACUGACAGCAGCAUGUCUAUCGCCUCAAAAUAUCUGCUCCAUUUUAAAAAAAUAACCCCACCCCAUAAUUAAUCCUGGUAUCAUUAGGAACAGCUAUGCCGUAUUUAGUUUUGGGUGUCUUCUCCUUAGUCUCUGUCCUUCUGUCCCUUCCAUCCAGAACGUUUUCUUACUCUGUUUGUGUGUGUGUGUGUGUGUGCCUACUGGUGUUCUGACAAUUAACAAAACUUGUUGUAUUUAUUUCUUAAUUUAUGCGUGUGACUAUCCAAAGGUGUGGAGCAGCUUGGUUUGCUGUAUCCUCUUGGAUAAUCGGUUGAUAUCCACUGGUUUGUUUUGAGUGUGUGUGUGAGGGCAAAUAUUAAAAAUGUACUUUAGUGAGUUUAACUGUAAGUCGACCUGUUAGGCCUGUGGUAUUGUGCUCUCGUUUUGUUCAUUUGUCCGACUCGAUCUUCGAAUCUCUUUUAAUCUUCUUAAUUUAGAUGGGGUUUUUUCUUCCUUUUUUUUUUAAAUCAUUGAAAAUGUGUCAAGAGACUGGACGACCUUCUUCGUCUUUGAAAGGUUGUUCAAGUCUUUGGUUUUACUUUUAAUAUUUUCUGCAGCCUUCUGCAUGGACUGCUGCUGCUCUGCCUGGAGCCUGUAACCUGCUGUUUAUACUCACUCUGGCCUGUAGAUGGUGCUCUCUGAUUCAGGGUUUCUUAAUUCAUAUUAAAGAAAUAAAAAU